Messenger RNA from Gongylonema pulchrum, 156 nucleotides. Lineage: Eukaryota; Metazoa; Nematoda; Chromadorea; Rhabditida; Gongylonematidae. The record is from the annotation of a GenBank genome assembly.
AUGGGUCUUCCGGAACGAAGAUUCAUCGCGCUUGCUCUUUCAUUCACUAUCGGAGCCGGUACGCAAUUGCUGUAUUUGAAAUGGAAGCAACCGGAACUACCGCCACCACCUUGCUAUUCACCAACUCUGGUAGCACUUACGGUUGAGGUUCGUUAA